AUGGUCCCAUGCGCGCAGGGUCGCGUGAUCGUGGAGACGGCGCGUCCAGCGUUACCGUACUUCGCCACGUGUACCAGUUAUCGUCGGCAGGUGACGGUGACUGGCACACCGAACGAGAUGGCCGCCAGUGUGUCCGGCACGUCGUCGAGCACCACGCAAACUGACCAACAGUCGACUGGCUCUGGCGGCAACAGAGGCGCCAUCAGCAAGAACACGAUGCUUCCGGCUCACAGUAUCGCUAUCAGGCCGGAAGAUCUCGGUGUAACGCCCUGGUACCUCGAGGAUUACCUCACCAUAGACUCCUCGCCGGGGCCCAUGGGCGAUCGGAGCUCGUACCCCUCGUACUCGCACAUGGACACGGAAAUGAAGCCGGAGGCGACGUCCACGAGGAACAGCAGCAUCGACAGCGAGAUACCGCGGCCUGGACCAGCGAGCACCGCGCCUAGGAAGGCGUACAUGGACCUGCGAGACGCGAUCGCGCUGCUGGACGAGACCUGCCCGAACCAGCAGGAGCCCAGUCCGUCCCUCACGCCGAGAACGCCGAGGACACCGUUGACGCCGCACCCGAGGAACAAACGAGCGAGAUCAAAGAGCAGCGACAACUCGUCGAGCUACAGCAACGAGAGGCUGAACGACCGAUCGUUCGAGAAGGAGGUGAAGGAGAAGAAGAGGCCGUUCUUGAAGAAGAUCGGGAUCUCGAAGACGGAGGACAAGCCGUUCCUGGCGAAGCUCGCGCCCAAGAUAAUAGGCAAGCCCUAUCUGGAGAAGAUCGGCCCUAGCAAGGCGGUGGAGAAGCCUUUCUUGGACAAGAUCGGAUCGUCGAAGACGUUGGACAAAUUUACGUUCGAUACUCCGCGUUUACACGAGAGGAAGGGCACGAGGAACGAGAGGCACGAGACGGAGGAAGCGACGAGCAGGAGCGAUGAAACGAGGAAUCAGGAAGAGAAGAGGAUUGUCCAGAGGACAACGAGAGCGGAGCAGUCGUUUGACGUUCAGCGUAGGAAGUCCGGCAAGGGUCCUCUGUUGAAGAUGUACAGCUUUGAAACCGAGGAUCUGGAGUCGACGGUGCAAACGAAGGAGCACAGAGAUCCUCUCAGGGGCGCUUCGUUGGACGACGUUCUAGAUUCUGGGCCCAGCUCUUUGCCACUGGACACCGCCGCGACGGAAGAGUCACCUAAAUUGGAAACCAAGGGACGAGCUAGUAACGGAGCCGAGUUGCUCAAGUGUCGCGUUACAACCAGCGAGGAGAUCAUUUUCACGAAUGCCAGUGGUGCUGGCUCCGACAAGGAAUCCAAUAUCUGGGACAAUUCGCCGAGGAGAAGAUGGCAACACAAGAGGGAUCUCUUGACACCGAGAACGCCCACGCAUCGAAAGGUGAUCCAGAGUUCUCAGAACGUUGAACAGACACGGGACAGCGUUCCCAAUUCGCCGGUGAAACGUCCGAUUUCGUCCGUACUCCCGGAUCAAAGCGACUCGCAGGCUGACUCCGCGGAGAAGAAUAUUUAUUCCCCGCUGAAGACCAGAAGACAGACUUACGAGGACCUGCUAGACAGGAAUGGCAAGGAUCAGAGCGAGAAACUGAGCAAACAGGCGCAGUUCGAGAGGAGAGGCAUCUCGUCGGACAAUCUUCUGUCCAAGGAUCGUUCCAUCACCCCUGUGAUUGGCUAUCACCAAGGCAGAGACCACGUUGAGAAAACCAGAGAAGCUUCGUCGGAGGAUUCUCUGGCACACAAGAUAGGCCAAGAGUACACCAAAGAAACAUUCAAGCAGCUUCAGGAUAAGUUCCGCUACCACGAAAUCCCCACCGAGACGUACGCGGAUUUUAAGAAACGCACGAGAGGCAACGUUCAGAGUAUAAUCGGAAGGCAGCAGGAACGACUGCGAGCGAAUAAUGUCGCGUCAGACGCUGGUGACGAAAGUUCCAAGGAUGCUGCGCCGAAGGCAGACGAGACGCCGAAGUCUGCCUCGGUGAGCUCAACUCCCACCAAGAUAGACGCAGACGCAACAACGGAGAGCAGAAAAGAGGCGGUACGUGUCCACGGAGGUACGGUUAGGUCCGUGUUGAAGAAGCAACAGGGGAUAGACCAUCCAAGCGACCAGGAAUUGGACACCAAUUCGUCGAUAAGACGACCAAAGAGGCGAAUCUUCCACGAACCGUCCCAGGAAACGAUGGACUUGUUGACCGAGCUUAGAAAGGUGAAGAGCUUGCUGAAGACCCCGUCGUGGGAGAAGGAGGAUCUCGAGCUGGACAAGAAACCAGCUAGACAGCCCAAGCGUAUUCUGUUAACCGACAAGGAGUUCUGUCUGUCCGUCGAACGGGAGAACAGCAUUCGCCGUCCGUCGAAGGUGAUCAAUUCCUUGGAGAGAACGGAGGAAGGACAGUCGGAUAGUGCGAAGCAGGAGGAGGAUAAGCAAGAGGAGAUGAAGGAGAAAGAAAGUCCAGGCGCAGAGUCCAGCAACAGGAAAGCAUCUGGUCCAGCCCUGUUCGAGAAGAAGUGUCUGUCGUUGGACUACGCGGACGAGGAGAGGCCCGAGAUGCCAGAGGCGAGAGCCAUUUCCUUAGCUUCUGCCAGGAACUUGCCCUCGGAGCUCGAGGAAACGAUCGAUUAUUCGUCGGAUCUGGCGUUGAUGUGCGACUCGAAAAGCUAUUCGUCCGACGUUUUCAACACACCGUCAGACGAAACGAACGAAAAGGAUCGCCGCGGCAGCAACUUGGAGAAGAACGUUCCGAAGAGUAUGAACAGCCAGAACCACUGCGCCGAGAUCGAUAUCGCUAUACCUAUCGAUCAGAAGGGUAGCCCGAAGGACAGGGUUCAGAUUCAAGGGAGGACCAGCGAUCUUUACGAGAUCAUAUCCCCGAGAUCAACGCCUUUCCGAGUGAAAAAGAGGCUCGGGAAGAUCUCUGUCGAGGACACGGUCAAGCCGGAGAGUUUCACCCUUGGUUCUAAGGUCGACUGCCGAUCCGCCGUUGCCCAGAAACGGACCAAGUGCUUCCCUUUAUAACGCACGCCGACCUGCCAGUGGGCGAAACGCUCUCUGACGAUGUUCCACGUUUUCUGACGUUCACUCUGAGUGAAAUUCGAGACAAGUGUAACGGCAAAUCGUUGGUCGUACGUCGUUUAACUCUUCUGACAACGGUGGAGAUUGAUUUUGAUUAUUGAUUAGGAAAUAGAUACGAGCCGUUCGGUGCAAAAAUGAGGAUUAUUAAUUUUAAUUUACGGAUAAUACGAGGGAAAUAGAGAAAUAUACAAGAAAUGUUUUAUAUGCGCCACUGAAGGGUCAAACUUUCAAACUCAAAUGUUAAAAUUGACUUAUAUCAUUUUUGUAUUGAACGGUUCAUAUAUAGGGUGUAUUAAAAGUAGUUAUGGUUAUUUUCAAAUAUUUUUUAGUUUAGAUAAUCAAGCAUUCACUACUUUUUAAAUAUCCUGCAGCAUUAAAGCAAAAUUAAGCCGUUAAAGGUCUUACUAAAUUUUAGGAAACUCUGUCAAAAAAGAAGUGACCUUUUCAUUUCAUUAUUCCACAUUCUUAUACCACUUUUUUUUUUUGUUUUUUUGUUU
Messenger RNA from Frieseomelitta varia, 3557 nucleotides. RefSeq lists its product as uncharacterized. The record is from RefSeq and is a predicted model, not a curated record. NCBI's taxonomy places the organism in Eukaryota, Metazoa, Arthropoda, Insecta, Hymenoptera, Apidae. The transcript has a single exon. Bases 1 to 3003 code for a protein of 1000 amino acids.